CCUGAGGAACAACAGUGUGAGAAACCUUGAGCCAAACUCCAACCAAAUGAUUAAGUUUGACUGUUUAAAUAAGACCACAGUACGCUGCUGCGACUCAGGGGGUCACUCUUCUUCUACUCACAGCAGAGCACGAUUGACAAGGUGCAUGUGUGAUGUCACUGCAAGAGGAAAUGAAGGCCCUUUCUCCUCAGUUCUCAUGCAGACUUGGAGUGCAGACAUGAGUCGUGCGCUUGUAUGUGUGCUGAUGGACGCUUGGAGCCUCGGAAGCAACGGCCAGACGGUGCACCAGCCGACACCGGACGUGCAAACAGUGGAGGGUGAAACUGUGACGCUGGAAUGUAGGUACGACAGAUUGCCGACCAACGACUACAUCUUCUGGUACAAACAAGAAGCAAACGCAGCGCCCGAGUUCAUGCUGAGCCGAUUGAAGCUCGAUCAAGGCAAGACGGAGGAAAAGUACGCAAAGAGGUUUCACUGUAGAGUGAACGCCAGUACCUCGCAAGCUCCUCUGCAUAUCGACAAUGUGAAGCCCAGCGACUCGGGAGUCUUCUACUGCGCCCUGCAGCCGUGUGUUGCUGUGGGCUUCAAGGUUGUCUUCGGUGGCGGAACCAGAGUGAUUGUGGAAAGGAGGAAGGAAUUUAAGCCCUCCUUCUACAAAAUGGAGUCGCGCAAUCUGAGUGCAUGUCUUGCCACCGGCUUCAGCCGACACAACGCCACGGCAAAGGCGGGAAAAGGAUACAUGUUCGAGCAGUCUCGUCCCGUGCUAAUAUCGGACGAUUCGCUUUAUAACCAGGUGGCGCUGCUAUCCCAUAACGACAUGUGCGGGGAAGGUGACAGCGGACCAGGGCGGUGCCCGGAUGCGUUGGGUCCCGACAAGACGGUGAAUCUCCUCUCCCUCGCUGUCCUCGCCCUACGCCUUGUCUUCGUCAAGACGCUCGCCAUCAACGGUGUCAUGACACUGCGUCUGUGCUUUGGCGCGCUGGAGUAGCCAUGCCACCAGCUUCCUCCUGUUUGAAGGAAGCGGUCGCCAUGGCACCUGCAUCACAGAUGACAGCAGCUAUGGUUUCUGUCUCAAAAGCGUACUGGGACAGGAUGUUUGUUGUGGGGAGGAAAUGGAGGUCUGGUUCUUUUGGUUUUACUGUUGUUUAAGAUUGUUGUUGAUUUGUGUUUGAGUGGAAAUACUUUACCAACUGGAGUAUUUCAAUGACAUGAAGCUCUCACAAGGGGCUAUAGUAUAAAAGAGAAAGAUCAACUUACAAUAAAUAUCUUUAUUAAUAACAUUGUUUUUUAGUCUGUAACACAGGGGUGGGCAAUCUUUUUGACUUGCGGGCCGAAUUGGGUUCUACAUUUU
This is a messenger RNA of Syngnathus acus (greater pipefish), 1351 nucleotides long. Its product is annotated as T cell receptor alpha chain MC.7.G5-like. The record is from RefSeq and is a predicted model, not a curated record. The coding region runs from base 47 to 988 and encodes 313 amino acids. The transcript has 9 exons. Lineage: Eukaryota; Metazoa; Chordata; Actinopteri; Syngnathiformes; Syngnathidae.